Papilio xuthus (Asian swallowtail) is the source of this 4545-nucleotide messenger RNA. RefSeq names its product Serine-arginine repetitive matrix 2/3/4 (gene Srrm234). The transcript is spliced from 13 exons. The record is from RefSeq and is a predicted model, not a curated record. Lineage: Eukaryota; Metazoa; Arthropoda; Insecta; Lepidoptera; Papilionidae. Gene Ontology annotation, cellular component: nucleus. The coding region runs from base 107 to 3856 and encodes 1249 amino acids.
CAAAAUACAGACAAUAAAUUCAUAGCCUUUCAGCCAAGAUGGACGUGCGAUUUACGAAUAAAAAUUCUUGAGCUGUAUAUAAAAUAUUGGUAAAUAAAACAACACAAUGUACAAUGGUAUUGGAUUGACGACUCCGAGAGGAUCAGGAACUAAUGGCUACGUUCAAAGGAAUUGGGCAUCGGUUCGAAAAACCAAAGAUUCUGUGAACUAUCGCACCGAAGAGGAAAUUGCUAAGUUGGAUUCGGCGUCUAACAAACAACCUAAUCGUGAAAUACUUGAUCACGAAAGGAAAAGAAAAAUAGAAGUCAAAUGUGCUGAACUUGAAGAUAGCUUGGAAGAACAGGGGUUGCCGAGGGAGGAGAUAGCGGCGCGCGUAGCUGCCUUCAGAGCGAAGCUGUCAGAGUCUAGCAGCGGGGACAAGGACGUAUCCAAAGACGAAUUUGGAAGAGUCGCCGUACGUGAGACGCACGCGGUCGCAGAAGCGCAACAGGAGAAGAACGCGCGUCUCCGGGAUGCAUUCGGAAUAUCACCGAGGUUCGUGGAGGGCACCAGCUUGGAUCCGGAGAGACGCGCGCGUGAGGAGGCCCGCCGGUACCCGCUCGUGAGGACACCCAGCCACGAGCGGGAGGAGCGUGAUACACAGAUCACUAAGAAGAAAAAGAAAAGAAGUGCAUCACCAGAGUCUAAGAAGGCGAAGAAGAAAAAGUCUAAGAAAAAUAAAAAAGACAGACAGGUGACACUUGAAUUGACAAAGAGUCAAAGAAAAAUGUUAUGGAAAUGCAUGCGUAGACAAGAAAGCAAGAAAAAGAAGAAGCGCUCCAAAUCACCGAACACAGAAAGUUCUAGCAGUUCAGAUGCAGCACACGAUAGUGACUCCGCCAGCUCCGAGGAUGAAAAGCAGAAGAAGAAGAAAAAGAAAAAGUCGAGUGCCAGACACCGUGCAAGCAUUGAUGUAUCCAGCCGCGAGAGUUCUCCAAUUAAAACGACAAAAGAUAAAAGAUCAGAACGCGAAUGUGAACCUGUACAAGAUGUACGAAGCAAGAAGAAAGACAACGAACGUGAUGAUUUGCAACGUCGCAAGAGAAGCGUUAGUGAGCGCUGUGACGAGACCACGAGGAACUCCAGAUCUGAUCGGAGACGACGUGAAGAUCGCAGCUCAUCCAAAGAUGACAGAAGAGAGUCGCCGGAGUACAGACAAAGAUCUUAUGUCACCAAAAUUGUCAACAAAAACCGUGAAUCUGUAGAAGAUAAUUAUGAAAAGUCACGGUCAGGGAAACGUCAAAGAGCACGAUCUAUAACUGUAUCCGACGAAGAACCGCCACCAAAACAUAAAGAACACAAGGCAAACAAAAAACGAAAUGAUCGAGAAAAGAGUGGCUCACCCCCGCCGAAGAGGAAACGGAGUAUUUCUAUCGAAUAUCGCAGAAAUGAUUCCUAUAAUAAUGAUAUAGAUCGAGACAUAGACAGGAAUAGAAGAGAAGGUUCUUACCGUGAAGACAGAAGAACGCGCCGAAGAAGCAGAUCUUAUGAAUAUAGGAAUGACAGAGGACGAGAGAGCACUUUUAGGACAGAAAAAGAUGAAAGAUAUGACAAUAAAAAAUACAACGAUCGACACAGACUUGAUCGUAGAGACAGUUAUGACGAGGAACCUAAAAAUAAAGCAAGUAAAUCCAGCAGAAGAGGACAUCGGGAUUCAUCUACAGAAUAUCAAGGCAGAGAUAAUAGAAACAAGUCAACGUAUAAAGAACCGGAAAGAUAUUACAAAAUGACAAAACCUGACCGAUCAAUCUCAUCAGAGUCUGAAGAUGAAAGGCCGCGCAAUGAAAGACGUGAUAAAGAAGUAAAAAGCAAAAGUAAAUAUUAUAAAGACAGAAGUGCGUCCCCUCCCACAAAGGAACAAAAUAGAAAGAGCCCAUCACCAGCUCGUAGACAGCAUGAUGCAUCUUUGACUAAGAGACGAAAUUCUCCAACGCCCUCGCGGCGUGUCCCGUCACCUAAACAUCGAGAAACUAACUCAAAGAAACGUGAUUCUUCGCCCCCAACAAGACGAGAUUCACCAGCGAACCGGCGACGCGGUUCUACGCCGCCUAAAAAACGAGAAUUGUCACCAAAAAAACGUAACACUUCUCCGCCUAAACGUGAUAAAUCACCGUCAAGGAACCGGGAAUUAAUAUUGGCAAAGAGACGUGAUUUAUCGCCACCAAAGAGGGUUGACUCUUCAUCUCCAAGAAGGCGGGCAUCUUCGCCAUUAAGAAAACGGGACUCAUCAGUCUCUAGAAGACGUGAUUCACCAGUAAGAAGUCGCGAUUCACCACAAUCAAGAAAAUGUCAAAAGCCCUCACCUAAAGGUUCGCCAUUCAAGAGGCAAGAUUUAUCACCGCUUAGAAAAAAACAGGACAAAAUCAAAAUAUUGCUCAAAAAUGUCGAUAAACUUGAAAGCAAGGCUGUUAGAAAAUCUGCAACACCUGAUAACAGAAGCAACCACAGACGAAGCCGAUCAAGAUCGUCUUCCAUUCCCAAAAAGAGAAGCAAAAAAGAUAAGAGCGAAACUCCGAAUCGUAAAUCGAAGAAACGACAAGGAAGACGUUCCUCGUCGCCUAGAGACAAAAAUGAUAAAGAAAAAAACAAUGAUCGUAGGGAACAUCGCAGUUAUAGAUCGAGAUCUCAUUCUAACCAAAGGAGCAGAAGCACAUCGAGCCUCAGUUAUUCUCCGGCACGACGUAGUCCCGAACGUUACAAGGAUAUUAUUGAAAAAUUACCCGAAAAAGAUAAGCGUAAAUACAUCAAAUCCCCAUCUGACCUACAUCCCAAAAAGAAAGACGUCGGAAACUACAAAUCGAAGACUUUGUGCAUCAGAAGUUCAUCCAGUGAGAACGACGAUUCCGAAGAUGAUUUCUUAACAUUGGACACGAGGGACAGACAGGAGGAAUUAGAUAUCAAAGAAAUAACUUGGCUAAAAGAGAAACUAGCUCGCAUGGCUAAAGCUACUUUGGGAAAAGCCACAGACGAAGCUAAUGCUUCCACAUCCCAGCCUAACACUAGCGUAAUAGAAGAACAAACUAGUAAAGUUAGCCCAAAAACGGAUAAAACGAACAAAUCGCCACAACCAGAACAUAAAAGUGUGAAUAAGUGCGAUCCACCAAAGGAGAGUCCGGUUAAUGUUGAUAGUUCACCAGAAGUGAAAUGUGUGAGGAGUAAAUCUCGCAGUUGGUCGCGCUCGUCUUCACGGCGCUCACGGCGCUCCCGGUCUCGAUCGAAAUCUCCAUUGCACGUGAAAUCACGAUCCCGGGAAAAAUCCCGAUCUCGUAACAAAUCUCGUUCCCGGGACAAGUCUACCCGCACCAAAUCGCGCUCCCGGGACAAGUCACGCUCUCGGAACAAGUCACGGUCACGGGACAAAUCUCGCUCCCGUGACAAUUCACGAGGGAAAUCUCGAUCACGGUCAAGGUCACGCUCUCGCUCCAGGUCAUCGCGUUCGAGGUCUCGUUCUUACUCUUCGUCAAGGCGGUCACGGUCCAGUCGUUCCAGUUCUUACAGCAGCAGAAGUACUUCAAGAUCCACCCGCAGCUCUUCCAGAUCUACUCGCUCCUCCAGAACAAUGACGGGCGUGUACGCCGAUUACCGUAGAUCGAGCGGCGCGCGGCGCACGCGCACGCGCACGCGCUCGCGCUCGCUCUCCAUACCGCGCCGCGCGGGCUCGCCCAGCUUCCUCGACAGGAGGCGCAUCACGAGCGCGAGGAAGCGUCCGAUACCGUACAGACGACCGACACCGUCGUCACCCAGCACACACAGCUACUACAGCAGCAGAUCUUCGCAAAGGAGCUGGACUCGAUCCCCAAGGCCUGAACACGACUGAUGCAGGAACCAACCAUCGACAAAAAUGAAAAAAUUGGUGUGGGGCCAACCAUAAAUUACGUUACACUUUUUUGUGUUGACAACCCACUUUGUUUAUGGAUAGAAAUCGGAACGUCAAUUAUUGGCGCCAAAAGAUUUGUUUAUAUUACGGUUUUUAUUUUUGUUGUUCUAGUCCCAUUUUCUUAAUACGCUAUUUUUAUCAAAUGAUUUCAAAGUAAAGUGUUGCGAAAAUAUUUUAUAGACCUACAAUUAGGAUGGGAAUUUUUCAUUUGUUCACCAAAUUAAUAUAGUAGCGCUCCCCGUUCCCUUCUGUUUAUAUGACGUAAUUAAUGGUGGCCGUUGUUUUCUAAACAAUAAAAAGGUGAAGUUAGUUUAUCGGAGAUUAUGCUUUAACAUUGAACAAAUAGCUUUCCCAUUAGAAAAACUUCACAUGGGUUUUACAUGAGAUGUAGUGAAUAUCAAACCUAAUUUCAAAGUACAUAAAGCAAAGAUUUUUCAAUUUUACGCGUACCUUCUUAUAACAUAAAUUCAUGGUGAUAACAAUAGCUCCGUUUGGCAUCUUUGCAUUCUUUAAUAUUUUUAAUAAAAAAACCGGCGGAUUUGGAAUACAUUUUGUGCCGACCCUAUACAGUGGGAUCAUGAGGAAUUUUGAAUACCUACAAAAAUUAUUAUGUAGUUAAAUCAAGGCUU